AACUACAGAGAGAGAUCGAGAGAGAGAGAGAGAGAGAGAGAGAGAUGAACAGCGAAAGCUGUGUCCGUGAAAACUGCGACCGUCAAAGGAUCGGCGCUGGGUUGUAGGGGGGCGUAACCGUUUCUGUACGCAGCCAACGCAAGAUAUGACGGCCGACCAAGACCUGGGGCCGCCGUUAGACUCUUUCGGAUCCUCAGAAUAUUCGCCCCUAAGAUUCUGCUUCUCCACCCUCGCUCGCGUACCCCACUGGCUCUUCCAUAAAUCCCAGUCUGCCUCCUUCCUUUCUCGCCUCCUCCAUUUGUCUCGAAUCCUCCUCUCCGCUUCUGUUCGCCUUCCUCCUCCGGAUCACAAGGAGAGCAGUAGAGUGAGCAUGGCGCAGCAGCUCCAAGUCCUCAGCGCGCUCGACGCCGCCAAGACGCAGUGGUACCACUUCACUGCCAUCGUCAUCUCCGGCAUGGGCUUUUUCACCGACGCCUACGACCUCUUCUGCAUCUCCCUCGUCACCAAGCUCCUCGGCCGCAUCUACUACCACGUCGACGGCUCGCCCACCCCUGGUAUCCUCCCUCCCCAGGUCUCCUCCGCCGUCAACGGCGUCGCCUUCGUCGGCACCCUCUCCGGUCAGCUCUUCUUUGGCUGGUUGGGCGACAAGCUGGGCCGCAAGCGCGUCUAUGGCAUGACCCUCAUGCUCAUGGUCCUCUGCUCCGUCGCCUCUGGGCUCUCCUUCGGCCACUCCCCCAAGGGCGUAAUGGCCACCCUCUGCUUCUUCCGCUUCUGGCUCGGCUUUGGCAUCGGCGGCGACUACCCUCUCUCCGCCACCAUCAUGUCAGAGUACGCCAAUAAGAAGACCCGCGGUGCGUUCAUCGCCGCCGUCUUCGCCAUGCAGGGCCUCGGCAUCCUCGCCGGCGGGAUGGUGACCAUCGCGGUCUCCACCGCGUUCAAGAACAGGUUCCAGGCUCCUCCCUACGCCGUCGACCCUGCGGGCUCGACCGUCCCCGAGGCGGACUACGUGUGGCGAUUGAUCCUCAUGUUCGGAUCGUUACCGGCGGCGCUGACCUACUACUGGCGGCUGAAGAUGCCCGAGACGGCGCGAUACACCGCCCUCGUCGCGAAGGACGCGAAGCAGGCGGCGUCGGACAUGUCCAAGGUACUCCAGGUCGAGAUCGAGGAGGAGCAGUCGACGGUGGAGCAGAUCGCCAAGGCGCCGACGAACACGUUUGGCCUCUUCUCGAAGGAGUUCCUCCGCCGCCACGGCCUCCACCUGCUCGGCACCACCACCACCUGGUUCCUCCUCGACAUCGCCUUCUACAGCCAGAACCUGUUCCAGAAGGACAUCUUCAGCGCCAUCGGAUGGAUUCCCAAGCCCGCCACCAUGAACGCGCUCGAGGAGGUCUUCCGAAUCGCCCGGGCGCAGACCCUCAUUGCCCUCUGCGGCACGGUGCCCGGUUACUGGUUCACGGUCGCGCUCAUCGACGUCAUCGGCCGCUUCACGAUCCAAGUCCUCGGCUUCUUCAUGAUGACAGCGUUCAUGCUCGGCCUGGCCAUCCCCUACCACCACUGGACCACCAAGGGAAACCACAUCGGCUUCAUAGUCUUGUACGCAUUCACGUUCUUCUUCGCCAAUUUCGGGCCCAACAGCACCACCUUCAUCGUCCCGGCGGAGAUCUUCCCCGCGCGGCUCCGGUCGACGUGCCACGGCAUAUCGGCGGCUUCCGGGAAGCUGGGCGCGAUCGUGGGUUCCUUCGGCUUCCUGUACUUGGCGCAGAACCAGGACCCGGCCAAGGCCGACCGCGGCUACCGGGCCGGCAUCGGGGUGAGGAACUCGCUCUUCCUGCUCGCCGGCUGCAGCCUCCUUGGGCUCGCUUGUUCCUUCCUGGUCCCGGAAUCGAAAGGCAAGUCGCUCGAGGAGAUGUCCGGCGAGACCGAAGGCGAGGAACAGGUGGUGGCCGGACCCAACAGGACUGUCCCAGUGUAGUAAUCAUCGCGUUAUUUGUUGUUGCUGCUCUCUCACCUUCUCUGUUAUCUCAUGUUAAUAAGAAUGUUGUAUUUGUUUAGGAUAAGC
Molecule: messenger RNA, 2059 nt
Organism: Musa acuminata AAA Group (dessert banana)
Lineage: Eukaryota; Viridiplantae; Streptophyta; Magnoliopsida; Zingiberales; Musaceae
Product: probable inorganic phosphate transporter 1-8
Exons: 2
Coding region: 146-1972 (608 amino acids)
Biological process (GO): phosphate ion transport; transmembrane transport
Cellular component (GO): membrane
Molecular function (GO): phosphate transmembrane transporter activity
Source: RefSeq, a predicted model, not a curated record